Coccomyxa subellipsoidea C-169 is the source of this 2504-nucleotide messenger RNA. RefSeq lists its product as hypothetical. The transcript has 9 exons. The record is from RefSeq and is a predicted model, not a curated record. NCBI's taxonomy places the organism in Eukaryota, Viridiplantae, Chlorophyta, Trebouxiophyceae, Coccomyxaceae. Bases 198 to 1664 code for a protein of 488 amino acids.
CUGGUUUGACAGAAAUGUGCUUCUGAGAGAGGCAGUGGGUGUUUUGUGAAAGUGAUCUGCCACAAGACGCUUGCUUUGAUCACCGGACCCUUGCCUUUGAACCGUAAGUAGAGAGCAGGCAUUGGGAGACGGUUGAACGUUUCUAGGAGGCCUCGUACACCGCACGCCUGCUCUUUAGAGUAUUUCAGAGACGAGCAAUGGGUUCGACUGAGGCAAUGGAGGACUACGAGUUUAUCGACAAGGGGGAACUGGAGGAAGCUAGCCCACCCAAGCCAGCCGAAAUGGCUUCGUCAGCUGCCUCCAGCGCCUCCAUCUUCCAUGAUCGGCUUACGCACCUCCAGAACAUAAACACCGAGGAGGACGAUGACGAUACGGAUGUCGAAGUGUCUAGUCCUUUGGCGAGUGGAGAAACUUGUGACGAGCAUGGCCUGCAGGAGGAGGAGCAUGAAGCUGACCUGUGCAUCCUCAGCGUGCACCAGCUGGCAGUCAUCACCAACCUGAUUGGAGAGAUGGUGAAGAGAUCCAAGGCAGGGCUUGAUGCAGCAGCCAAGAGCCUCAAGGACCCUCAGGUUGAGAGGCACCUGCGCGCGCACAGUGCAUCUUUCCUGGCGGCCUGCGCGACGCUGCUGCUGUCCCUGCUGCUGGUGCACCGCGGCAAUCAGCGCGCCAUUUCUGGUGUCCCCAGCACCUCCUCUCAGGUGAGCCUGGCCAAGUUUGGCGCCGGCUGCGCGCCGCUGCCGGCCGCGGUGCUGGGCACGGUGCACAACUUCACGGCGGCGCAGCGGCUGCUGGCGGAGGGCACGCCGUCGGACGCCGGCAUCGUGCUGGCCGCCUACGCCGCGCAUGCCACCGAGCAGUUCGAGACGGCCAAGCGCGCCUACAAGAAGGCGAGCUUCCUGAUUCUCAGAUUCUCACCUGGGAUGGUGCAGCAGAACGCGCACGGCCAUAGGGCCAAAGCGACGCUGAAAGCGGCGCAGAAGGAGCUGAAGCAGAGCGCCAAGUGGGCCGGCCGCAAGCUGCAUGCGCUCGCCAAGAUGCACCGGCGCUUCGUCGCGCGCAUGCAGGACGCCCUCCACCUGGACAGGGAAGCCACGGAGCAGCUGGCGCGGCAGCUGCCGGAGCUGAUCCGCUCCCUCGACGGCAGCGGCGCACGCUCGCGCGCGCACCACCGGCUGCGGCUGCUGCAGCGCGGCGCGGCACGGCCAGCAGCUGACGCGGCGGCUGACGCAGCCGCCUCGUACGAGGCCGCUGCGCGCGGCGUUGCCUCCGCGGCCGCCAUCCUGGAAGCGCACUGGCGCCGGCUGCCGCCUGCAGUGCAGGCUGUGGCGGAGAGCGAGCUGGCUGCCUGGACAGGCUCAUGGGAGGCACUGGCAGAAGCGAUCUGUGUGGCAGAGCUUGACACGCGCUCGGACGCAGCGCCCCUGGCUGCGGCAGAGGGGUGCCCCAACCGCGCCAUGAGCGCGCUGGCCGCCCGGCUGACAGCUUCCGUCAACUUCCGCCGCCGCCUCUUCCACCUGGCAUCCACCGCGCAGCUGCCCGAGGAAACCCUGGAGCACUACACUGUGGCGUGCGAGAGGGGUGGCGGGAUGGCGAUCAUGCUGCAGCGCGUACAUGCUGAGCUGGCCGGCAUCACCGGGGACGGCCGCGCCGCCGCCGCCGCCUGAUGUGAUUGCCUGAUGAGGACUAAUUUGCCAGGCAGCGCAUCGCACAGAGGCUGCUCUAACAAGCUGGGAUAGCGGGUGACAUGUAAAUGGGUUGCAGCCAUUUGUCUCCUGGCUGGCGAGCAGUGGCUUGUGCAGCACACUCGGCUGAUGGGCAGUCCCUGGAGCCUUAUGACCAGGCAGCUGUCCCAAAGAAAUUGGGCGGGAAGUCAUAAUGACAGAUUGUGGGAGCCAGCUGGUAGGCUGCUAUUGGAGGCAUGCAUGUACAAGAUGAGGCACAGUUGAAGCUUACUGUUGUGAUUUCCCUGACCCCAAUAGGAGCAAAGGGCCCAGGCCAUUGCCUGUACUUCCCGAAAUUCUUUUGGCAGAUCGCCCAUAUCAGAUGUAUGGUAUCCCCUUUUGAUGUCUUCCACAACUGUAUAAUGGAGAUGAGUUGUGCUGGUUACCAAAAGUGUGUUUCAGAGGCCAUGACAUUAUAAGUGUACCUUCAUGUAUAUACCAUUUUCAAUGCAACGGUACCAUUAGAAUUUUGUGUUGCAUUGAUGGGCUGCAGCUGCAGACCCAUAUGGGUGACAAUGGAGCAUCUGUGCCAAAAGCAUAAUGAAUGCCAAGAUUCGAAGCCCUUAACCAAAGGGUGAACAGUACAAAGAUAGAUUUUGGGUGGCUUGCCAGUCUGCAACCCAGUGCUAAUCUGGGUUGUCAGAUAGAAAGUGGGAUGCCUGACGUUUCCAGGGAUGUACAAUUCUUCAAUUCAAGAAGUUGAUGUGACCUCGAGGUGAUGUGAGCUCAUUGUGUGUUGCAAAUGUACCAGCAAAUGUAACAAUCCAUGUAGGGAUCUCUUAC